AUGUCGGCGGAGAGCAUCAAGGUGGCGGUGCGCGUGCGUCCGUUUAAUGGGCGCGAGAAGGAGCAGAACUCCAAAUGCAUUAUUCGCAUGCAGGCUCGCGGCACUUGCGUCGCCCUGAGACAUAGUACGCUGCUACCCGCAGGGACCAAAGACGACCAUUAUAAGUCCGGAGGACGGGGUUGA
This is a messenger RNA of Emiliania huxleyi CCMP1516, 183 nucleotides long. RefSeq lists its product as hypothetical. The coding region runs from base 1 to 183 and encodes 60 amino acids. NCBI's taxonomy places the organism in Eukaryota, Haptophyta, Isochrysidales, Noelaerhabdaceae. The record is from RefSeq and is a predicted model, not a curated record. The transcript is spliced from 2 exons.